Messenger RNA from Peromyscus leucopus (white-footed mouse), 3895 nucleotides. RefSeq names its product myosin XIX (gene Myo19). Bases 393 to 3287 code for a protein of 964 amino acids. NCBI's taxonomy places the organism in Eukaryota, Metazoa, Chordata, Mammalia, Rodentia, Cricetidae. Gene Ontology annotation, biological process: actin filament organization; vesicle transport along actin filament. Gene Ontology annotation, cellular component: actin cytoskeleton; myosin complex; vesicle. The record is from RefSeq and is a predicted model, not a curated record. The transcript has 26 exons. Gene Ontology annotation, molecular function: ATP binding; actin filament binding; microfilament motor activity.
UGCGGGCCGCGGGCGACCCGGAGUUGCGGGCUUUCGUUCCUGGCCGCUCCGGCUCCCUCUGCUCUCUUCCCUCUCCGGGGUUCUUGCCGUCUCCGCACUCUGCCCACCCGCCCCGGGCCGUGGGACCGAAAUUCUUGGUGGUAACCGCGAGAGGAGGGUGCCAGAGAGCCCGGAGAACUGGAGAAAACUGCUCUGAUCUGACUUGACUUCAAGCAGGAGCUGACACCGCAGAGUCAUAACCAGCAUUUACCAAGAUCUCACAGGUUCCGAGAUGACUUGGCUGAGAUUCCCACACACCUGAGUCUGCUGCUGGAGCAGUGGCCUCAUGACCAGGUUGAUAGACAGUACUGCUUGUGUCUAUGACACAGAACUCGGGCUGCCCACACUAAAGCAUGAUGCUUCGGCAGGUGAAUGGCCACAGUUCAGGCUCUGAUGCCCAAGGCAGGGCAUCCCUCAAGGGAGACCUACAGGAGUUCCUGGGUGGGGAGGCCCGACUCCACCAGCUGGAUGACCUCACCAAGGUGAAUCCUGUGACACUGGAAACAGUCCUGAGAUGCCUGCAGGCCCGGUACACAGAGGACAUAUUCUAUACCAAUGCUGGCUGUACCCUAGUAGCUCUGAACCCCUUCAAGCCCAUCCCUCAACUCUACGCAGCAGAGCUGAUGCAGGAGUACCAUGCUGCGCCUCAGCCUCAGACAUUGAAACCCCACAUCUUCACAGUGGGUGAACAGACCUACAGGAAUGUCAAGAGUCUGAUUGAGCCGGUCAACCAGUCCAUUGUGGUCAGUGGAGAGAGUGGAGCCGGAAAGACAUGGACCUCCCGCUGCCUGAUGAAGUUCUAUGCUGUGGUGGCUGCCCCACCUGCUUCCUGUGAGAGCCACAAGAUCGCAGAGAGGAUUGAACAGCGGAUCCUGAACUCUAACCCUGUCAUGGAAGCUUUCGGGAAUGCGUGCACACUGCGGAAUAACAACAGCAGUCGCUUUGGGAAGUUCAUCCAGCUCCAGCUGAACAGAGCCCAGCAGAUGACGGGAGCUGCAGUCCAGACCUACCUCCUAGAGAAAACGCGUGUGGCUCGUCAGGCCUCCAGUGAGAGGAACUUCCACAUCUUCUACCAGAUUUGCAAAGGAGCCACCAAGGAUGAGAGGCUCCAGUGGUACCUCCCCGAGGGGGCUGCCUUCUCCUGGCUACCCAAUCCAGAAAACAGUUUGGAAGAGGAUUGUUUCGAGUUGACCAGAGAGGCCAUGCUCCAUUUGGGCAUCGACACCCCCACCCAGAACAACAUCUUUAAGGUCCUAGCUGGACUCCUGCACCUUGGCAAUGUCCAUUUCGCUGACUCGGAAGAUGAAGCCCAGCCCUGCCAACUGAUGGAUGGAACCAAGGUCUCUGUCAGGACCUCAGCCUCGCUGCUGCAGCUCUCAGAGGACAUGCUGCUGGAGACCAUGCAGAUUCGAACCAUCAAGGCAGGCAAGCAGCAGCAGGUGUUUCGGAAGCCAUGCUCCCGAGCUGAGUGUGACACCCGAAGAGACUGUCUGGCCAAACUGAUCUAUGCACGGCUGUUCGACUGGCUGGUAUCCGUGAUCAACAGCAGCAUCUGUGCAGACUCCAGCUCAUGGACUGCCUUCAUAGGUCUGCUAGACGUGUAUGGGUUUGAGUCAUUCCCUGACAACAGUCUGGAGCAGCUGUGCAUCAACUAUGCCAAUGAGAAGCUGCAGCAGCACUUCGUGGCUCACUACCUGAGGGCGCAGCAGGAGGAAUACGCAGUUGAGGGCCUGGAGUGGUCAUUCGUCAACUACCAGGACAACCAGACCUGUUUAGAUCUGCUCGAGGGGAGCCCCAUCAGCAUCUGCUCCCUCAUAAAUGAGGAAUGCCGCCUUAACCGGCCGAGCAGUGCCGCGCAGCUGCAGACGCGCAUCGAGAGGGCGCUGGCAGGCCAGCCCCGCCUGGGCCAUAGUAAGCUCAGCCGGGAGCCCAGCUUCGUGGUCCUGCACUUCGCAGGACCCGUGCGCUACCACACGGAAGGCCUGGUGGAAAAGAACAAGGACCCUGUUCCCCCUGAGCUGACUGGGCUCCUGCAGCAGUCCCAAGACCCUCUGCUCAUGAUGCUAUUCCCUGCUAACCCUGAAGAGAAGACCCAGGAGGAUUCGUCUGGCCAGAGCAGGGCUCCUGCGUUGACUGUGGUGUCCAAGUUCAAGGCCUCACUGGAACAGCUCCUUCAGGUCCUACAUAGCACAACACCCCACUACAUUCGCUGUAUCAAGCCCAACAGCCAGAAUCAGCCACAGACCUUCCUCCAGGAAGAGGUCCUGAGUCAGUUGGAGGCCUGUGGCCUUGUAGAGACCAUCCACAUCAGUGCUGCUGGCUUUCCCAUCCGGGUCUCUCACCAGAACUUUGUGGAACGUUAUAAAUUGCUGAGAAGGCUCCGACCUCACACGUCCUCUGGCCUCUGGGGCCUGUGUUCUGCCAAAGGGCCCACCGAGCAGCCUCUAUGUGCCAAGGAGGCCACACUGCAGCCUCUACUACAGGACAUUCUCCAUGCUCUGCCAGCUUUAAUUGAGACAGCGCGCACUCCGGGUGACCCAGCCGAGACCACACAAGUCCCACUGUACUGUGGCAGGACAAAGAUCUUCAUGACUGACUCCAUGCUAGAGCUUCUGGAAUGUGGGCGUGCCCAGAUGCUGGAGCAGUGUGCCCGCUGCAUCCAGUGUGGCUGGAGGCGACACCGACUCCAAAAGCAGGAGAAACAGAGGCGGGCCGCGGUGCUCCUUCAGGCAGCUGUUCGGUCCUGGCUAACCCGGAAGCACAUCAGAAGGCUACACACGGCCGCCACGGUCAUCAAGCGUGCAUGGCAUAGGUGGAGAAUCAGAAUGGCCUGUCUUGCCUCUAAAGAACUGGAUGGUAUGGAGGAGAAACCCAUGCCUCAAGCUCCCAGCUCCCUGAGCUCCUCGCUGCCCGCAGCACAUACUAAACUACUGGGGGCAAUAAUCCACCUCUGGCCCCUGGGACUGGUGCUCGCCAACUCAGCUGUGGGUGUGCGAGGCUUUCAGAGGAAACUGGUGGCCCAUGCCUGCCUCCGGCUUCCCACGGGCAGCCCCAGCAACAAGUUCCAGACCCCACAACAAGAUGAGGCUGGUAUUACGUCCAUCAGAGCACUGCCUCGGGGCUCGAUAAAGUUUCACUGCAGGAAGUCUCCACUUCAGUACGCUGACAUCUGCCCUGAACCUUCAGACUCUAGUGUUACUGGUUUUAAUCAGAUUCUGCUAGAAAGACACAGGCCAGUCCAAGUGUGACUCUUCUGCCCCCACCUGCCUACGUGAUCUUUAGUGCCUUUGUUCCACGAGGCCUUUUCCUGCCAGCUGCCUUGCCAAAGACAUCUGAUCAAUUGCCAAGCUAUUCCCACAGGACUCCACUGCACGUGCAAGCAGCAGCAGUUCCCGUCUGUGAGCCAGGGCUUCUGGUCAGAGUGCCAGCCAGCCAGGACUGUGGCCUCAGCACUGGCAGGAACUGGGGGUGCUAGUUACCAAGCCAGGAUUAGGGCCACUACGUCCCAGCUUACUGUCUUCAGGUUCAGCAGAUGUGACUGUCAGUCCAGAAUGUUGUCCCUACAGCAGGAUACAUACUGGGUCAUCCACAAGCACUUUAAAAGGGCCAAAUCACCAUGAAAUUGGCUCUAGAAUUUUGGCUCGGGAAAAACUUACAUAUAUAGUUCAUUAAGGAACAAUACUAUUUAAUAAAUUGAUUUAUUUAAUGUUACCAAGAACAAUGAACAAUACAGUGUACAACAGAAUCACAUCUUAAAUUUAUUCAGUAACACUAUCAAUUUUUAAUUCAAAUGGAUAAACUUGGUAUUUAAGAUUUACAUCUGAACUGUACCAGAAAUAAAUUUAAAACUACCACA